This is a messenger RNA of Stegostoma tigrinum, 6330 nucleotides long. Its product is annotated as protein CBFA2T1-like. The transcript has 10 exons. Bases 111 to 2228 code for a protein of 705 amino acids. The record is from RefSeq and is a predicted model, not a curated record. Gene Ontology annotation, molecular function: transcription corepressor activity. Gene Ontology annotation, biological process: negative regulation of DNA-templated transcription; DNA-templated transcription. Lineage: Eukaryota; Metazoa; Chordata; Chondrichthyes; Orectolobiformes; Stegostomatidae. Gene Ontology annotation, cellular component: nucleus.
CACAGAGACAGGACUGCCUGACAUCAGACACAUCUCCACAGAGAUCAGACUCGUACUUUGAGGCCAUGUAACCCUGGCAGUCCCAGCAGAGGUGAAUUGAAACAGCAGGGAUGAAUGAGAACAGUCAAUCACCAACCAUAAACAGAAGAGAUCUAUCUACCCCAAAUGGCUUCAGCAAUGGUCCUGCCACCUCAACUAGUUCCUCUCCAAGUUAUCAACAGUUUCCUCCUUCCUGCGGAGCCAGACAACUCUGCAAACUGAAGCGAUUCUUGACCACACUACAGCAGUUCGCCAGUGAUCUAUCCCUGGAGACUGGAGAGUAUGUGAGGAACUUAGUGUUGGGACUUGUGGAUUCCACCUGGACCAUUGAGGAGUUCCAUACAAAGCUUCAGGAAGCAACAAACUUUCCUCUGAGACCCUUCGUUAUUCCAUUUCUAAAGGCCAAUCUGCCACUGUUACAACAGGAACUGCUCCACUGUGCUCGACUGGCAAAGCAAACACCAGCUCAGUAUUUGGCCCAGCAUGAAAAGUUACUCCUCAAAGCCAGUAGCUCCUUGCCCAUCGACUCCUCAGAAAACGUGCUGGAAGUAAAUGAAAACGGUAAACGGAGGACCCCUGCCAGGACCAAUGAGAAUAGGUUGGUUUGUGAUGCAGUAUACACAGAGCAGCUGCGUAAAAGAGCAUGCAGGCUCAGUCCCGGGCAUAGCUUCCAUCCCAGGAAUGGGCUCAAUAACCAAGCAAAUGCACUCCCACAUCAGAUACCAUCACCACCUCAGCACUGCCGCCUGGAGGAGUUAGCUGUGGCCCACCAACACACAGCCUUAUACAGGCAUCCAGAAAACAGGCAUCUCAGGGACCGGCAACAGACUACAGCUCCAGGAGUACAGAGAUCCCAAUCAGAUGUAAUUGAUCAUCACUUGACAGACAGAGAGUGGGCAGAAGAAUGGAAGCACCUGGAUAAUCUCCUGAACUGUAUCAUGGAUAUGGUGGAGAAAACACGUCACUCCCUGAUGGUGCUGCGUCGUUGCCAGGAAGCUGAUCGGGUAGAACUUCAUCACUGGAUCUGUCACUAUAGAAACUCUGAUGAUAUGAGAACAGAAGUACAUGGACAGAUUCUACAGGGGCAGGGUUAUAUACAGGAAGAGAUUUGGAAAAAGGCUGAAGAGGCAGUGAAUGAGGUAAAGCGACAGGCAAUGACAGAGCUGAAGAAAGCCGUAUUGGAAGCAGAGCACACGGCCCACAAAAUGGUCACUGCUGAGCGAGUGAAGAUGGAGUGUGCUCUGACUGAGACAAAGCAACAAGUCUCUGAGGCCAUCCAGUCUCCCAGCCGGCAGCAAGAGGCUGCCAGUGAGGGUUGUUGGAAUUGUGGUCAGAAGGCAAGUGAAACCUGCAGUGGCUGCAACAUGGCACGUUACUGUGACUCCUUCUGUCAGCACAAGCACUGGGAGAAGCAUCACCGUCUCUGUGGGCACAACAUUCAGCAUCUGCAAUCAAUCAACACUGCAGUCUGCAGCCACAAUGCUGUGAGUCCCGCCCCAUCUCCCUCAGCAACCUCAGGCAGGGACAACCCUGUAACUCCCUCCCCAUCUCCCUCAGCAACCUCAGGCAGGGACAACCCUGUAACUCCCUCCCCAUCUCCCUCAGCAACCUCAGGCAGGGACAAUGCUGCGACUCCCUCCCCAUCUCCCUCAGCAACCUCAGGCAGGGACAACCCUGUAACUCCCUCCCCAUCUCCCUCAGUAACCUUAGGCAGGGAUAACCUUGUAACUCCCUCCCCAUCUCCCUCAGUAAUCUCAGGCAGGGACAACCCUGUAACUCCCUCCCCAUCUCCCUCAGCAACCUCAGGCAGGGACAAUGCUGCGACUCCCUCCCCGUCUCCCUCAGCAACCUCAGGCAGGGACAACCCUGUAGCUCCCUCCCCAUCUCCCUCAGUAACCUUAGGCAGGGACAGUUCUGUGAGUCCCUCCCCAUCUCCCUCAGUAACUUCAGGCAGGGACAACGCUGUAACUCCUUCCCCAUCCUCAGGCAGGGACAACCCUAUAACUCCCUUCACAUCUCCCUUACUAACCUCAGGCAGGGACAACCCUAUGAGUCCCUCCCCUUCCACCUUCCCUGCAGUAACCUCAGGUAAGGACAACAUUGCCUUCCCCUGGACCAGUUCCAGCCAGCAGAUCCACCCAGUAGCUGUUGCCAGCGGCAGUGACACUGGAUCUACAAAUGCUUCUUGAUCUGUCGUUCCUCCCAUCCCAAUCCCUGUUGAAACUGCUUUCUUCUAACAUACAAUUUUGCAGCUACCCAAAUGAGCUUUUAACUUCAGAGUGAGAUUGUCACUUGUUCAUCCUCAAUGUUUCUGGAAUCUCAUUUGAUCCAAAUGGAACAGAGAAGUUAGUCUGAAUUUUUAAAUUCGCUUUUGAUUAUUUACCAAAUGUUCUCUAUUUUGGAAUGUGAAGGGUCCUGAACUUUACCGAAACUUGUAAUCCCAGUACAAAAGCAAAUUAACCUUCAGCAAGAUCCCACAAAUAUUAUUGAAGAAACUUUUAACGUGGAAAGUUUUGUGUGUGCUUUAAGAAAUCACAAAUACUCACUUGGCCACCCCUUUCUCUCAGACUCUCUGUCCUCGAACACUGUAAUAUUCCAAGGAAUUCAUACUUUUAUGCUGUGAACAUGUAGUCAAUGUAGAAGCUCUCACAGCUGUAUACAGUACCGGUAGUUCUGUUAUAAUGUGUGUUUCUUUAAUGCAUACUUUUUGCUAUACAGGUAUAGUGAUUUUCUAUAGCGUGAGGUCAUGAAAGAUUGCAACCAUUGCUUUAUAGGAGAACUACCUAUACUGGCUUUCAGACAUAUUUAAUCUUACAUAUACACUCUCUAUACCUGCUCAAACUCAAAGCUGUGUUCACACUCCCUUGCUAGCCUGCGGGAAAAUUCCAGGUACACCCCAACCCCAAAGUAAACCCCACAAAAAACAUCUGAUCUCAUACCCGUGUUGCGACACCAAACAUGAAGCCAGCAGAACUCACUGAGCAAAUACAGAGACCUUCAGCCAUGCAGGUCCUGACAAACACAACUUCCAAAUGGAGCAGCACGGGCCAAGCUUCUGGUAUUACAGCUAUGACUGGUUAGACUUGGGAAUAUCAGAUAUCCUGAAGAUCCACUUACAACAAAGCCGGUGAGAUUGAGUAUGUGAUGGAUUCACUCCCAUAGACCUUCAAGCCCUUAAGCACCUGUUGAGAAAAAGAUACCAUUUUUUGCUUUGUGGAGAAAGAAACAUAAAGAUGAAUAAAUGUGACAAUUGUGAAAAUUUAAAAAUCUUUUUAAGCAUGGCUGAAAUUUUGACUUGCUGAAAAUUCUAAUUCUCUACCACCCUUCGACCUUUAGUCUCACAGUAUUCUGCCUGAAAAUUCCCAAGGAAAGACUUUGAUGCUAAGAGACUUGUUGUUCUGAUGAUAUCUCAAUGUGAUUCUCUGUUGUUCAGGUAUUUUAUCAAUCCUGCAAUUGUUUUAUUCCAUGUGCGGACUGAAGUCAUGCCUCCCAUCACCAAUGGUUACCCUACCUGCCCCUGUCUCUAGCUGUGGAUAAUAAACAAAAUAAAGUAGGAGAACUUCUGGCAUUAGCUACAUGUUUGCCUUCAAUACCUCCGAGAUUCAGCAGAUCUUUUGACCUCAGAAAGGCCGCAGCAUCACUUACGUCGAUCAGCUUGCCCAUUCAGUGUGCGUGUUAAACAAAAACAGAAAUUGCUGCAGAAACUCAGCAGGUCUGGCAGCAAUUGUGAAGUAAGUAAACAGAUGGCUGAUGAAAUGUUUGAAUACAAUGACUCUGCAUGCUGACAAUAUAGGCAGGAACUGGGAAAUGUAGAUUGGGGGUGGGGUUAAUUGGAGGUAAAUCCACAACUGGCAAACGGGAAUCUUUUAAAGAUCAAUUGGUCAGCGUUCAGGACCAGAAUGUUCCUGUGAAAAUGAAGGAUAAGGAUGGCAGGAUUCAGGAAACUCGAAUGACGAGAAAUUGUGAGCUUAGUCAAAAAGAAAAAGGUUUAGGAAACUGAACACAGACAGAGCCCUCCUCAAACAGAAAUACAAAGAAAGCAGGAAAGAACUCAAACAAGGAAUUUGGAGUUCGAAGAGAGGCUGUGAAAUGUCUUUGGCAAACAGGAUUAAGGAAAAUCCCAAGGUGUUUUAUACACAUAUGAGGAACAAAUGGGCAAUUAGGAAAAGGGUAGGUCCACUCGAGGACAAAGGAGGGAAUUUACGCACGGAGCCUGAGACAGUGGGUGACGUCUUCAAUGAAUACUUUGCAUCAGUAUUCACCAAGGAGAAGGACACGGUGCAUGAUAAGUCUCAGGAAGGGUAUGUUGAUAUUCAAGGGCAGAUAAAUACAGGAGGUGUUGGACUUUUUGAAAAGCUAGGAGGUAUUCAAUUCCCAAGGACCUUAUGGGAUCUAUCCCAGAAUGCUGAGGGAGGCAGGUCAGGGAAUUGCUGGGGCCUUGUACGAAAUCUUUGAACUUAAUUUCAGUUACAGGAGAGGUCCAAGAGGACUGGAAAAUAAGACAAUGUUGUUCCUUUGUUUAAGAAAGGCAACCCAUGUAUAAUCCAGGAAAAUGCAGGCCAGUGAGCCUUAUGUCAGUAGUAGGGAAAUUAUUGGAGAAGAUUCUUAGAGCCAGGAUUUACUCAAUUUGGAAAAACACGUACCUAUUAGAAAUAGGCAUCGUGGCUUUGUGCAGAGAAGUUUGUGUCUCACAAACUUGAUUGAAUUUUUUCAGGAAAUGACAAAUAUGAUGGAUGAGGGCAGGGCAGUAAGUGUUGAUCAUAUAAUCCCUGCAGUGUAGCAACAGGCCAUUUGGCCAACCUAGUCCACACCAUCGCUCCGAAGAGCAUCCCACCCUGACUCAUUCCCCUAAUUUUGCAUUUCUCCAUGUCUCACUCACCUAACCUAAACAUCCCUGGGCACUACAGGUAAUUUAGCAUGGCCAAUCCACCUACCCUGCACAUCUUUGGACUGUGGGAGGAAACCGGAGCACCCGGAGGAAACCCAUGCAGACACAAGGAGAAUGUGCAAACUCCACACAGACAGUCACCUGAGGGUGAAAUCGAACCUGGGUCCCUGGUGCUGUGAGGCUGCAGUGCUAACCACUGAGCUGCCAUGCCUAUCUAUACAGACUAUACAGUCUGUAACAAGGCCUUUGACAAGUUCUGCCAUGGCUGGCUGAUACAAAAGGUGAAAUCAUUUGGGAUCCAUGGUGAGCUAGUAAAAUGGAUGCAGAACUAGUUUAGUCAUAUAAUACACAGUAGCAGUGAAAAGUUGUUUUUCAAAUUGGAGAUCUGUGACCAGUGGUAUUCCACAGGGAUCUAUGCUGGAGUCCAAUGUUGUUUCUAACAUAUAUGAAAAUGCUUUGGAGGAAAAUGUUAACAGCCUGAUUAGAAAGUCUGUGGACAACACAAAGAUUGGACGAACUGCGGAUAGUGAGUAAGAUUGCUAGAGGAUACAGCAGGAUAUAGGUAGGUGAGAGACUUGGGCAGAGAAGUGGCAGAUGGAAUUUAAUCUGUACAAAUACAAGGUGAUGUAUUUUGGAAGGUCUAAUAUAGGAGGGAAGGAUACAGUAAAUGGCAGAACACUUAGAAGUAUCAACAUAUGGAGGGAUCUAGGCAUAGAGGUCCACGGCUCCCUGAAAGUGGCAACAGAAGUGGAUAAGGUGGUCAACAAGGCAUAUGUCAGGCUUGCCUCAUUUUUCAGGGAAGAGUAUAAAAUUUGGCAAGUCACGUUGCAGCUGUAUAGAACUUUAGUUAGGUCACAGUUGGAAAAUUGUAUACAUUUGCCACACUACCAUAAGGAUGUAGAGAUUAUGGAGAGGGUACAGAAAGGGUUUACCAGGAUGUUGCCUGAUUUGGUGGAUAUUACCAAUGAGGAGAGGUUGGAAAAAGUUGGCUUGUUUUCACUUGAACGUCGAAAGAUGAGGGGGUGAAGUUGAUAGGCCAAAGGGCUUCUCCUAUACUGUAUGAUUCUAUGAUUCAUCAGAAAUUGCACCCAGAGUGGGAGCUUUGUAUCCACCUUCUGACAACUGAAAACAACAUUUUUUGAACUAUUUAAUUGCGUCUGCAAGAUGUUAUUUUACUGACACUGGCAUUGGGUCUGUUUAGUGAUCAAGAGAUGCUGAGGAGCCUCUUGCAUGGUAAUCAUUUGUUACAUAUAAAGCAGGGAGGUGAAAUUCAACCCUGAAUCCUGUACUAAAUCCAUCACCAACAUUAAUAUUCAAUGCUGCCACUAGCUGUCUAUACUACUGAAGUACUCACUAUCAAGGAUAAGCUUCUCAAAUAACAAAGUGUGGGGCUGGAUGAACAC